AUGGGAUUUCCCGAAACAGAUAAACUAGAGUUUCCAAUCAAACUACAAGAAGUUCUAACUUCUCAAGGAUUAACUUGUCAACCAAUUCUUUUGUCACAAAUUGGCAAUAAACAAUCAUCCAAAGAAUUUGAUAGGGUUAAUAGUGAAUUGAUAAGAGGAAUUUCGUUAACAAUUGUUAAUGAAAUAAUACCAAUUAAAUCUUCUGCUCACAUAUUAAUUAAUAGAAUAAAAUUACAAUUUCAAAUGAUAAAACAUCAAGCAGAUCUUUUACAGGAUCUUAAAAAUACCAUGGAAGAGAAUAAACAUGUUAAUUCAGAAUUGGAUGAUCAAUUUGAAAAUGAGUAUUUUGAUAUGUUAAAUCGAGUUCAAGAAGAUUUAAAUGAUGAAAAUGGUUUAAAAGCUAAAGUAAAACAGCCAAAGUCAAAAUCAAAUCAUUCUAAUUCUAAUCAAAUUCAUUUACUCACCGGAAGUCAAUUACACAAAGUUGAGACUGCUUUAGACAAAGAGAUGGAACUUAUUGAAGAAGCAACAAGUAAAAUCCAGGUAGCACAAGAAAAACUAAAAAAUUUGAAUUUGGAUAAUAUUUCCAUAAAAGAGUAA
Entrophospora sp. SA101 is the source of this 600-nucleotide messenger RNA. NCBI's taxonomy places the organism in Eukaryota, Fungi, Glomeromycota, Glomeromycetes, Entrophosporales, Entrophosporaceae. The record is from the annotation of a GenBank genome assembly.